AUGACUGGGAACCGUAGAGCUGCCCCGACUGCACCAGGCACCCCUGCUACCCCAACCCACUUGCCAAAUGCAGCAACUACCCCAGACCAAAAACAAUCUGCAGGUCACAAUCCCGACAAAUUCAUGAGUGAACUGCGCAGCAUCCACAUGCCAUCAUGGGCCGUUGCUGGCCUCUGCAUUGUGAGUUUGUGCGUGGUGCUGUCGUGUGCCGUGUGUAUGUGGAAGAAGUGCUUGAAAAAGAAGGACAAGGACAAAGAAAAGGACAAGAAAAAGGGAAAAGAGAAGAGCAAGGGAGAUUUUGACACUGAAAUGGAUGGAGGUUACAACAAGCCGCUGAAAGAUGAAAGCAACAAAGAAACAGAGCUGUCAGAUAAUGAGCCCAAGGAGGAGGAGAAGCUGGGCAGGCUGCAUUUCACAUUAGACUACAACUUCACAGAUAACAUGCUGGUGGUAGGCAUUUUGCAGGCUGCUGAGCUUCCUGCGAUGGAUGUGGGAGGUAGCUCUGACCCUUAUGUUAAACUCUAUCUGCUCCCAGACAAAAAGAAAAAGUUUGAAACCAAAGUUCACAGGAAGACCCUGGAACCCAACUUCAAUGAGACUUUUACAUUUAAGGUACCUUACACUGAGCUGGGUGGGAAGACGCUGGCGAUGACUGUGUACGACUUUGACCGAUUCUCAAAACACGAUGCUAUUGGUGCUGUGAAGAUACCGAUGAGCAGUGUGGACUUCAGCCAAUCUCUGCAGGAGUGGAGGGAUCUGCAGAAGGCAGAGAAGGAGGAGAGUGAGAAGCUUGGAGACAUAUGUUUGUCCCUGAGGUAUGUGCCCACUGCAGGGAAACUGACGGUGGUGAUUUUGGAGGCCAAAAACCUAAAGAAAAUGGAUGUGGGUGGAUUAUCAGACCCUUAUGUGAAGAUCCACUUAAUGCAGAAUGGGAAAAGACUCAAGAAAAAGAAAACAACGAUAAAGAAGAACACUUUGAACCCUUACUACAACGAGUCUUUCAGCUUUGAAGUUCCAUGUGAACAGAUAGAGAAGGUGCAGGUAGCAGUGACUGUGUUGGACUACGAUAAGAUUGGGAAGAAUGACGCCAUCGGGAAGGUGCUGCUGGGCAGUAACAGCACUGGGACUGAGCUAUGCCACUGGUCAGACAUGCUGGCUAACCCACGGAGGCCAAUAGCCCAGUGGCAUAGCCUCAAACCAGAGGAUGAAGUCAAUGCACUAAUGUCCAGCAAGAAAUGA
Messenger RNA from Chelmon rostratus (copperband butterflyfish), 1239 nucleotides. RefSeq names its product synaptotagmin Ib (gene syt1b). Lineage: Eukaryota; Metazoa; Chordata; Actinopteri; Chaetodontiformes; Chaetodontidae. The coding region runs from base 1 to 1239 and encodes 412 amino acids. Gene Ontology annotation, biological process: regulation of calcium ion-dependent exocytosis; calcium ion-regulated exocytosis of neurotransmitter; regulation of dopamine secretion. Gene Ontology annotation, cellular component: axon; synaptic vesicle membrane; dense core granule. The transcript has 8 exons. The record is from RefSeq and is a predicted model, not a curated record. Gene Ontology annotation, molecular function: phosphatidylserine binding; calcium ion binding; syntaxin binding.